AUGCGUAGGAAGUCAGGCAAGGACAAGUACGUCCGUGCAUGCCGAGUUUCCCGUCACACAUACAUGGCCAAGGCGAUCGAUGUCAAGAUGCAUCAUCGACGCCGUGUAACCGUGGUGAAAGCUGAUGGAUGGGAAUUCGAUCUGGAGAACCCACCUGCACGUCUGGUUACGAACUUUUUGGAGAUAUGGGUCAAUUACCUAACUGUGUAA
Aspergillus tanneri is the source of this 210-nucleotide messenger RNA. RefSeq lists its product as uncharacterized. The transcript has 2 exons. The record is from RefSeq and is a predicted model, not a curated record. The coding region runs from base 1 to 210 and encodes 69 amino acids. NCBI's taxonomy places the organism in Eukaryota, Fungi, Ascomycota, Eurotiomycetes, Eurotiales, Aspergillaceae.